Messenger RNA from Arachis stenosperma, 360 nucleotides. RefSeq names its product lysine-rich arabinogalactan protein 19-like. Bases 1 to 360 code for a protein of 119 amino acids. Lineage: Eukaryota; Viridiplantae; Streptophyta; Magnoliopsida; Fabales; Fabaceae. The transcript has 2 exons. The record is from RefSeq and is a predicted model, not a curated record.
AUGGCAAAGAAGAAUGCUCAGGAGGCCUACCAAAGGGUCCGGGAGGCUAAGGCGAAGUCCCGGGCUAGGUCCGGGGCGGUCACCUCUCCUCCCCCUCUACCUCCUCCUCCUAAGAAUACUGGCACUCCUACUCAACCUAUUGUGGUUAUUGAUGGUGCCAUUGUUGAUCCUCCUGUCCCCGAUGUCCUUUCUGAGUCAGAUUUAAAGACUCGGGGACAGAGGAUUAUAGAGUCUCCUCCUCGGCCCCAAGAUGCUCCGAGCACUUCAACUCUUACUCCGACUUCCUCUUUGGCUCCUCCUCCUGGUCCUGGUGGUGUUCCUCCUGGUGGUGAUGAUUCCUCUACUCCGUCCAAAAAAUGA